Molecule: messenger RNA, 3139 nt
Organism: Halichondria panicea
Lineage: Eukaryota; Metazoa; Porifera; Demospongiae; Suberitida; Halichondriidae
Product: leucine-rich PPR motif-containing protein, mitochondrial-like
Exons: 24
Coding region: 63-3050 (995 amino acids)
Biological process (GO): regulation of mitochondrial translation
Cellular component (GO): nucleus; mitochondrion
Molecular function (GO): mRNA 3'-UTR binding; protein binding
Source: RefSeq, a predicted model, not a curated record
UCAACAAAUGAAAAAGGUGAGCUUCAAGACACGUGGACCAAGAGAAGAAGUUAGUUUGGAAGAUGUUUAGGUUAGUGAGACAUAGCCUACUAGCUCCAAGAGCUUUAGCGCAUCUAUUGAGACCAAGCCCUGUCUUCAGAGGACCUUUGAUCGCCCGAUCCCUUCAAGUAUGUCGUCUUCAGCACCAGCAAACGGCUUACAGAUCCCAAGAGAACACUGGCGGCAGAGACAGAGAGCAUACACAGCAGCGUCGUGGUAGACCCAGGGAAUUGUCUCGAUGGGGAACCUCAGAGGACAGUGUCAUGACCGUGUUUGAGGGUCUCCUGGCAGAGCAAGCAACCAACGGAGAGAGGCUCAGUCAAGUGAUCUUUGAGGUCAUGAAGAGUUGUGCUAAUCCAGCCCUACUGGAAGCACCAGCUACUAAGGCUGCAAUGGCAGCCAAGAUGUUAUCCAUGAUUAAGGAACAAGGUUUUCCACUGGAUGCGAGUGUGUACAACACGCUAAUACGGACGUACAAUAUCAUUCGCCACCCCUUCACACCAUCACAGCUCCUAGCAGAUAUGCAGGAGAAUGGAGUGGAGCCUAACCUGGCUACUUAUUCAUACCUGAUUGAGGGAUAUUGUCAGCAAGGCAACGUCUCUGGAGCCACUAAACUUUUGGAGCACUUGAAUGCAAACAACAUUGCUAUCAAUGAGUACGUCUACGCCUCCUUGAUCACUGGGCAUGCUCAGAAUGGGAACAUGGAGCAGGCAGAGGGUGUGUUGGAACUGAGCAAGACAAAGGGUUAUAGUCCCGGCUCUGUGGCCUACUCAGCACUCUUGUGUGCCUACGCUCAACAGGGAGACUUUGACGGCAUGCUCAAGGUACGUGAGCAGAUGAAGAGGGAGAGAGUGUUCAUCAGCAACACACUAUUAGUGAGGAGAGUCAUUGACACACUGUCCCUACAUGGACACAACCACCUGAUCCACGAUGUACUCGACCUCAUCAAGAGCAAAGUGUGGGUACUAGAAGAUCUUCGUCAGCUUGCAUGCACACUUUUCUUGCGUGGGGAGGUUGAGAGUGGUAUAGUCAUUGUUCGCUGUCUCGAGUCGUACAAUGCCGUCCCCACUGUGGUAGGGCAAGCAGCAGUACGAGGCAUGGUGUUGGCACAGCAACCACUCGAUGAAAUACUCGAUAUGAUUAAUCAGUUCUCAGAGAUGACAUCACUGAGUGUACCUGUCAAAGAUUGGAUAUUGUAUCGUGAAUUGGUGGGUUUAAUCUUUGAGAACAAACUGUCAACUGGAGAUCAAAGAGCAGAGGACAUAAUGAGUUCUGUUAUGGCAAUGAAGAAUUUAUCGCCUGUGGACAACUCGUAUCUCUACCCAGUGCUAGCACACUAUGCAGAGAAAGGGGACGUUGAAGGUUGCCUGGAUAUUUUGGAUUUGAUGCCGACUGUUGCGAGAAACAAGCACGACUUCUAUUCAGGAGUGUACAUGAUGAGAGCACUGAGUACUGCCAAAAUAUCUUUUGAAGAGUUCUUUUCAAGCAACCCUCGUUCAAACAUUGCUCUUAACAACCUCCUCCUUUGCUUGAGUGAUACAGGACGAAUGGAGAGCCUGGCACAAGUCUUACGCACGUGCACCAGCUCUGAAGAGGUUGCAGUCGGCCAGAUUCUGAAGAGGAUCUCCUUGGCAUUCAAAUACGCCUACCAGCCUGGGUUUCUGCGUGAGGUGGUCAAGGUGUACACUGCCCUACAUGCGCUGGAGCCCCGGCCAUCUCUCGAGAGAAGUGUUGCCAUUAUCAUUAACUCCUUCACAGGGAAAAAAGUCAGUCACGAUGUUUUGUACAAAGAUCUACUGGCGCCACUGAUUCAGGCGGGUGUCCCAGUUGGCCAGGCAGUGAGUGACCUCUUGUUUCUCUUGUAUCAGAGGAGAAGGCUGACAGAGUUCAAGAAGAUUUACAAUGAAGUUAAGGAUGUGGAGGGAAUAGAGCUCUCUCCAACUGUGUGCAAGAUUGCAUCAAUGCAAAGUACUCUGUCUGGGAUGUCACAAGUUCUUGAUUCCUCACAAAAGUUGCUACUGUAUAAUGAGCUUCAAGCUGACGAGGCUGAUGGGCAGAAAGGAUAUCCACUGCCGUCGUCAUGGGAAUGGGAGCAGGAAGUGAUCCGAUUCGUGGAAAUUUCUGACAUUGAUACAGCACUAAAGAUGAGAGAGGACAUGCUUCAACGGGGCUCCACAUUGAGGUUUGGAGUGUACAGCAAGUUCCUGGAGCACUACGCUCGUCAGGGGGAUGUAAAGAACAUGCUGAGUGAGCUAGAGGCCAUGAAGAAGGCAGAGUUCACUCCCAGCAUUGUCGAGUACCUCAACAUAAUGCUCUGCUAUGCUGUACAAGGCGAGCCCGAGGAGGUGCUCACAGUGAUGGAGGAGGUACUACAAAAUGGCUGGAAGCUCAGCAGUGCAACCACUGGUCACCUCAUAAUGGCAUACCUCAACAAAAACAGUCUUUCAGAAGCCUUGCAAGUAGUCCACGAUUACCGUGACAACGCCGCUCCGAAUGGGUACUAUCUGAAGAUUUUACUUAAUGAGCUUGUUAAGGAAGAGCGACCUCAGGAAGAAGUGGGUGUGGUUUUACAAGCCCUCCAUCAACGGCCCACACUGACAUCAGUAGACAUUGCUGAUAUUGAGCAAACUGUGUAUCUGAACAACCAGAGGAUGGACAAAGCCAGAGAGGUCAUGGAGAGAGAAGGCUAUCAAGUGAAGCAAGCCAAUCUCCUGACCAUGUGCAGAAGAUGGAAGACAAGCGGUCGAAUUGAGCUAGUAGCACAAGUGGCAGAGUUGCUCAGGGAGACUGGAGUACACAAGAAGAGUGCAAACAAUGCAAUGGCUGUCCUGUCCCUAUACAAUUUGCUGAAGGACAAAGAGGGUGCCCAGUCUCUGUAUCAAGAUCUUGUAGACAGUGGCUGCAAAGUCGAUAAAAGUUUCACUGAUCUCCUCUCGACGAAUGAGCAAGCUAAAUCACCAAGAAGACGCCGCAAGAGCAUAAAAACCGUCUCUACAGAAAACCUAGAUUGAACUUAAUUAUAAUUAUUACAUUUAGAGAAGUCUUAUCUAUCAGUGUAUCAAUAAAUUAUUGCAACUAUACAUGACAUUGUCCAUUUAUA